AUGGCUCAGGCACCGCCACCGCCACCUACACUCGUCGCUCAUGCACAACGCAAUCUCCCGACGACGACAUCCAUCACCCCCUGUGCAUGCUGCCCUACACGCGACUUGCUCGCCUUGCUCAGCUCCACCUCCGCCUCCACAUCCACGAACGACGCCUCAACCUCGACCUCCAACUCCGGAAAAGGCAAACUCAGCCUGUACCGGACGACAGGCCAGAUCGAUCAUGUGUGGGACUUUGCGCCUUCGCCAUCUCCAUCGACUGUGGCUGCGGCCGUUGCACCGACAGCUCCGGUGAGCAAGUUCGCGGCGUUUGGAACGGCCAAGGCGAAAGCCAAAGCGGUCCAAGUCGGCGUCGAUGCGAUCGCUUGGAGUCCAGAUGGUGAGAAUCAGAUGCGGUCGGUGACCCGUUUCGAGCAGCGCUGAUCAGCUACCCUCCCGCGGCGAUGGAACAGGGCACCACCUCGCCGUGCUCAGUUCUUCCUCUCCCCCACCAGGGACGACCCUCUCCAACCUCGAGAUAGUUGCUCUCCACCAACCCAUCCCCAAACCCCUCUUACCUCCAACCUCGAUACCCUCGAACGGAGAACUCUUUUCCAAACCCUCCCACCUAGCAUGGCAUCCCCUCACGACCGUCAAAAAACCUGAGCCCUCUCCAGAAAACCUACCUGACCGUCGACCGCCCCAUCCCGAAUGGACCUACAGACCCCUACGUUCCUCGGCGCAAGCACUCAUCGAAAAGCUCCCCGCGUUACCCGAUCUCAACGCUUCCAACGCCUCUACUGCGUUGAUAGGAGCGACCGAUCCGAAUUCGUCUUCCGGUUCGGGUUCUGUCGCUGCGGGUGCGGGGGGUGGACCCGGCGCGGCUCGAGCGGCGAUUUUCGGCGCCAAGAAUGCGAUGCUGCAAAAGGAACGGGAGAAGGAUAUGGGAAAACCCUUAAUCUUGAACGAGGCGGCGCCGAGGUUCCCUACGCUUUUGGAAGAGUCGAGAGCGAAGGGUGAGCAGGGGCAAGGCUCGGUGUUGGUUGUGGGGCAAGGUGGGGGCAAGGUGACGAUUUAUUAUGGUGGGAGCGUAAUGCUGGGCACAGUCGACGUCGGGGAAGGAUUGGAUCAGGUUCAAGUGCAUGGUUCGACGACCCUUCCUUGGGAUGAAACGGAGGCGGGUACUGCUUUGAGGAAUCCACCGCGAGGCACGUUCCGCAUCUCGCUCCUUGUUUCGUCCAACGACCCUGCCGAUCCUACAAGUCGAGAUUGGCGCGAUCGGCAAAUCAAAUUUGAUCUACCGCCGACACUACACCUCCUCAUGACGCAAUCGACCGAACUACAUCGGCAUAUCAGCCAUGCGUUCGAAGCACUUCAGUCCGUCCGUACGUUAUGGGACGAAGCCCGACGCCUUGGCAAAAGUUGGCUAUCGAGGAUCUCGGAAAUGUCCAAAGCGCAUAGCAUAACGACCUCACCGAUCACACAACUCCUCCUUCUUUUGUUGACGGGUCGACCUUCAGCGGCUUUGCACGACUUCCUCGCGAGCAAGAUGAAUGAAAAGUCCCUGUCGAAAUGGCAAGGCUCGAUGGCCCAAGUCUUGCAACGCCUCAAGAGCGUGCCUUACAUGUCCCUACAACCCGCUAUCGAAAGGACCGUCUUACUUUGGGAGGAGGUGGAGAGUUGGGCGAUGUGGAAGGAGAAAUGGGGGGCGUUCGGAUUGGAGUUGGGAGAGGUGAGGAGGUGUCUGAGGUUGGGGACGGGGGUGGUCAAGGCGUGUGCGAGGUUGGAGAGGGUUGUCGUGGAGGAGGAGAGGUGUUUUGAGGCAUUUGGGGCUUGGUUGCAUUAUGGUCUGUUGACGCACUCUUACUUCAUGCAUCUUCGAGCGAGAACGCUGACAAGCAUUCCACUGAGGAAACGCAGAACUGGAAAAAGUCGCGGCACAAGAAGGCUCCGAGAUCGUCCCCAUCGCCAACUUCACACCCCUGCCCGUCGCCUAUUACAUACGCCACUGUCUCCCCGUCGACGUUAAUUCUAUACUUCCCUUCCUCAACUUUGGGCCCUUCUCCGCAUCCUUGGACACGAACGUCGAUUUGAUCCGAUCAAGGAGAUGGAUUGAUCAGCUGGAGGUUGUAGGGAAGAGGGGUAAGACGAGGGAGGAAGGGGAGGAGGAGUUGCGCAGCGUAUCGAAGAGGAUGAAGGAGGAGUUGAAAGGGCAGAUCACGGCGGAACGGGUGGAGGCGAUGGCGGAGGAUGGGGAGGGGACAUUAGGGGGAUGGGAUAAGGAGGGAUUGUUGGGGGCCGAGGGUUUGGAACCUCCUUCCAAACCUGGGGAUGACGCGAUGGGGGACGAUGUCGUACCACCAACGGCUCCUGGAUCGGCGAAUAAGGCGAAAUUAGGAGAAGACGACAUCUCAGUUUCGCUACCCAUCUUAUUACACCUCUUGGCUGAACGAGUAGCGCGGAUGAUGGAUCAGGCGAUCACGGCCGUUGGUGCGCCUCGUGUCCAGGAAAAGCCACUCCUGAAUCCGGAGUCGAGCGGGGUGGAGGUCAUCACGGGCACUUCGAGGGCGGGGGUACUGUAUAGGGAGCAGACGGUCCGGAAUGAUGUUUGGAGAGUGUGGAUCGAUGGGGAGGUCUGUGAGUCCUGAGCGGGUCAAGCUGCCUGCUGGAUCUUCCCCAAAGGCUUGGAGGAGCUAACGCGCGCGGUGACGCUCACCUCUCCAGUCCGAGUCGUCAAGAGCAUCUAUAGCACCCAUACCGAGGCAUUGAACAUACAGCUAGGAGCUUUGGCGCGUUUGGUCGAUGAGCGUGAUCGCCGAUUGCAGGUGAUUGAUCUGGCUUGGUUGGACCUGGAUGAAUUGGUCAUGAUUUGUAGGAUCCACGAGGGGAAAGGUGAGUUGGUUUUAAGGGAGGGAAGUGGAGCUGAAGUGGGUACCUGGGGGAUACUGAUGCUUGGACGCCCUUCUAUUUUGAUUGGUAGUCACCUCACAUUACUUGCUGAGCGUGUGCAUGUCCGCACUCUCGUUCGAGCCCUUGGCGAGCAACCCUUGCCGCGUGAGUUAUGCUUCCUUUUCGGUGUCGCCCGACAGGCGAAAACCCAGCUGCUGAUGCCCAGGCCACUCCCAUCCAGGACUCGCCUACGCAGCGCAUCCCCCUGCAUCGAACUCUGUUGUUUGAGCCACAAUUCCCUCCUGAAGGUUUGUCGAUUCAACCGUACCGAGAGGAGGAGGACGGGUCAACCUGUAGGAGUGGUGCGCCUGUGGCGUGCGUGUUGGCUGGGGACGGGAGAAGGUUGCAAGUGGUGGUCAUCGAGGGGGGGUCGUUGGGGGACUAUGACGAGGAAGGUGAUGAAGAAAUGUUGUAG
Molecule: messenger RNA, 3343 nt
Organism: Microbotryum saponariae
Lineage: Eukaryota; Fungi; Basidiomycota; Microbotryomycetes; Microbotryales; Microbotryaceae
Source: the annotation of a GenBank genome assembly